Messenger RNA from Gigantopelta aegis, 8997 nucleotides. RefSeq names its product 5'-3' exoribonuclease 1-like. The transcript is spliced from 41 exons. The coding region runs from base 62 to 5776 and encodes 1904 amino acids. Gene Ontology annotation, cellular component: nucleus. The record is from RefSeq and is a predicted model, not a curated record. Gene Ontology annotation, biological process: rRNA catabolic process; nuclear-transcribed mRNA catabolic process. Gene Ontology annotation, molecular function: RNA binding; 5'-3' RNA exonuclease activity. Lineage: Eukaryota; Metazoa; Mollusca; Gastropoda; Neomphalida; Peltospiridae.
UUGAGAUGCAGUUUUCAUUGAUUUGUUUUUACUGAACUUCAUUGGAGCUACAAAUAUCAAAAUGGGUGUGCCGAAGUUUUAUCGAUGGAUUAGUGAGCGCUAUCCAUGUCUCAGUGAAACGGUCGUCGAAUUUAACAUCCCCGAAUUUGACAAUCUGUACUUGGACAUGAAUGGAAUCGUUCACGUGUGUUCCCACCCCGAAGAUGACAACCCUCACUUCAGAAUUACAGAAGAGAAGAUAUUCAGCGAUAUCUGUUAUUACAUUGAGUUUCUGUUCCGCAUGAUCAGACCGAAAAAAGUGUUCUUCAUGGCCAUCGAUGGCGUUGCACCAAGAGCCAAGAUGAACCAGCAAAGAGGACGAAGAUUCAGAUCGGCACGUGAGGCAGAGGAGCUGGUGAAACAAGCGCUGGCCAAAGGAGAAAAACUCCCCGAGGAAAAGAGAUUUGAUUCAAACUGCAUUACACCUGGCACUGUGUUCAUGGCCAGACUUCAAGAGCAGCUCAAGUAUUUUGUAGUGUAUAAAGUGUCCACCGAUCCACUGUGGCAGGGGCCAAGGAUAUAUUUGUCAGGACAUCAGGCCCCAGGAGAAGGAGAGCAUAAAAUCAUGGACUUCAUCCGAUACGAGAAGUCGCAGCCAGGCUACGAUCCGAACACACGGCACUGUCUGUACGGGCUGGAUGCCGAUCUCAUGAUGUUGGGGUUAACUAGUCAUGAACCUCAUUUUUCACUGCUCCGGGAGGAGGUUCGAUUUGGUGGCAAAAAGGACCGAAACAAAAGGCCAGCCACACCCGAAGAGACGACCUUUCACCUGUUACACCUGUCUCUAAUGAGAGAAUACCUGGACUACGAGUUUUCUCAACUCAAGACGACACUGCCGUUUGAGUACAGCCUGGAGAAGAUCAUAGAUGACUGGAUUCUGAUGGGGAUUCUCGUUGGCAAUGACUUCAUCCCUCACCUGCCGCACCUACACAUCAACCAUGACGCGCUGCCCAUGCUGUGGAAGAACUACAUGGAGGUUUUGCCCACUCUGGACGGUUAUCUGAAUGAAGAUGGUCACUUGAACUUGCGUAGAUUUGAAGUUUAUCUACGCAGACUUUCAAAGUUUGACACAGAGAAGUUUGAAGAGAACUACGAUGACUUGAAGUGGCUGGCCAGCAAGGUGGGCGGUCAGUCGAUCCACGCGGGAACCAGCGCCAAGGAAGUCAAAGAUGCUGUCAAGAAGAGGAAACAGAAGAUAUCAUUUGAGAGUACUAACGCAUUUGCCUCCCUUGAAGGCCUCGACUCAACUCUGGAGGAUAGUGUAGAUCUUACUCGCUCAAGCUCGUCACACUCGCUGGAUGAAGAAACAGAUGAUGUCACGGAAACGGAUCUGUCGGACUCUGAUACGUUUGACGCCGAGUUUCGACAGAGCAAGCGAAGCUACUACAUGGACAAGAUGGAAUAUGAAGUUGUGUCGGAAGAGCUGUUGAAGGAGCAGGCCCAUGGCUACAUCCGAGCGAUUCAGUGGAUUCUGUUGUACUACUUCGAGGGAUGUCCGUCCUGGAGCUGGUACUACCCACAGCAUUAUGCUCCGUUCAUGAGUGACGUGAAGGAUUUCAGCGACAUGAAGAUUGAGUUUGACCUGGGCAAACCGUUUCUGCCGUUCCAACAGCUGAUGGCCGUCCUGCCAGCCGCCAGCAAGGAACUCUUGCCUGAGCCUUUCCAGGAUCUGAUGACCUCAGUUAAUUCCCCGGUGAUUGAAUAUUACCCGGUUGAUUUCAAGUCGGAUCUCAAUGGCAAACAGCAGGAAUGGGAGGCCGUCGUUCUCAUCCCAUUCAUUCAAGAGGACAAACUGCUUGAAGCAAUGGAGCCUUGGUAUGCGAAACUACCCCAGGAAGCCAUCGACAGGAACACGCAUGGGCCAUGCAUCCUUGGUGAAUACACCGCAGACUCGCUCCCGGUGUACAAGUCACCACUGCCAGACAAGUUCCCAGACAUCGUCACAAACCAUGCAAGCUUGACUCUUAUUCCUAAUGACAUGUUCUGUUUGGACGGGAAUAGAAUUCGGAAAGGCUUGAUGGAAGGCGUUCGACUCGAUGUCUACUUCCCAGGAUUCCCAACUCUUAAGCAUAUUCCACACACAACCAUACUGAAGAAAGAAGGUGUGAAGGUUUUCCAGCACAGCAGUCGUGGAGAAAACAUGAUCCUGUCCAUAAAGCAGUCUGGAUCGGACCUGGAACCUGACCCAGAUGUUGAAGAAAUAGCUGAAAACUUGCUGGGUCAAUCAGUGUACGUUGGAUGGCCUCACCUGGCUGAAGCCAAAGUGGUCGCAGUCGCCAGUGAAGAUUUCAGAUUUGAUCUGGUUGAGAAUGACAAAUGCAAGAAGUCGAAGGAAAGUCCGAAAAUCAGCAAGAUGCUGCAUCAGCACUCGAAGCAAGAUGCUGAUAUAUGGCGGAGACAGGCCUCCUCCAUACAGGAACGAUAUCUGGAUCAUCGUGGUAUCGAUGUGGGCCACACUUCUAUUCUACUUCACUGCUGCCCUAUGAAUGGUCGCAAGUAUAUCUGUGGUUCACAUGGAAAGAUAACUCUAGAAAAGCAGUUUGGCAAAAUGCCAGUGACUUAUGCAAAGCAAGCAACAGUAAAGGACAUAGCUGUACAUGACUCAUCAUUUUGCCAGUUUAAAACACUCAGCGAGCUCUUCGAAGAAAAGGUGGCCGUCUUCAUGCUGGGAUCACCACAUUAUGGCUGCCAAGGGGAGGUGAUGGAAGCACUGCUGGAGGAGGGUAGAGUGCGAGUUCGCUUUACCACCAAAGAGGAGCCCAACAUCCGCCGCAUCAUGUACAGACAGCAGUCACUGAGCAUAAAUUACAUGCCUGCGUAUGUCGUAGCCCAGAAGCUGGGGAUCAGUUCGCACUUCGUGUCGCGUCUUACGGGCACGAUCCUCGUCCUGCGGGGGUCGAAGGAGAAUCCAAAGAACAACAACAAGGUGAACAUCGGCCUCAACCUGAAGUUCUCGAAGCGCGAGGAGGAGGUGCCGGGCUACGCCAAGAGGACCGAUGGUCAGUGGUGCUACUCGGACCAGACCGUAGUCAUCCUGCAGGAGUAUUUGGAAAAGUUUUAUGACAUUUUACAUCACCUUGCCAACUCCCCCAGCGCAGGUCAAGACUUGUUCUGUGAGCAGGAUCUGUUUCCACCUGAGAGUAAGAUCAAGUUGAAUGACAUGAUGACCUAUCUGAAGAAUCUGCCGUGCACAAAGGUCGACCCGAUAAAAUGUAAUGCGGACAUCUUGGAUGAGUCGGUUGUCAAGGCGAUUGAAGAGGAGGUCAAACAAUUUGCAGAAUCUGGUCGUCCUGUGAAAACGUCGAUAAUGCAAGUGAAGCCACAUCUACUGUACAGACCCCUGUUAAACCAAGGAUUUCUCAUUCCUGACCCGACGGUGGAGUAUUACCUGUUUGAUCGAGUCGUCUGUAUCAGGAUGGGGUUCCCCGUGCCGUUCGGUCAGCGUGGAACCGUGGUGGGAAUACACCCGCCUGCGGAAGGCGAUGACACGAUAUACGAAGUGGUCUUCGAUAAAGAAUUUGUCGGAGGCAUCAUUGUGAGAUGUUCACCAAUGAGAGGGUACCGUGUGCGUUCGGCUGCUUUGAUAAACCUGUCUCACGGAGAACGGAAAAACAACGUCCAGGGAUCGGCAAGCGUCCCCCAGGGAUUCAAACUGUCCGUCAACAACUGGACGCGCGAGUCCGGGUCGCAGUCCCGGUCAGAUAGACAGUUUUACACACAGAUGAAGAACGAGAGGUCUGGAUACGAAAACCGGAACUACGCGGGUAGAGAGCAGCAUCAGCACAGCAGACGGCCAGACCACCAGGUUUACUACAACAGCCACCGCGGCGGCCAUCAGGACUUCGACUACCAGCGGGGACAUCGCCGAUAUGACGAGCGAACCGCGGAGAACUUCGCCGUCAACUCAAAUGCGCCAUUCGUCGCACCGAAGGUUGUCACAUCUCCAGCAUCAACUUCCGUCAAACAAGGAGUUCAGAAUCGGGUGUUGGCAGAAAACUCGGCAAGAUUUGCAGACAUGUGGAAACAGCUGCAGGAGUCUGCCGAAGUUCGGCCCAUCCCAGCGAAACAAGUGACACCUGGUGGUGGGAAACCUGGCCAAGGGACAUCACUCCAGCAGGCUGCUAUGGCUCUGGAUAAGAUUUCUCUGCCAUCUGCUUCAAGUGGUUUGCCGUCUGCUACUAGCUGUUUGCUGUCUGCUACAAGCGGUUUGCCGUCUGCUGCUAGCGGUUUGCUGUCUGCUUCUGGUGAUUUGGUGUCUGCUUCUAGUGAUGUGCCGUCUGCCACCAGUGUCAGUCAAUCAAAAGAAAGCCCCAGGAACAUUGAUGUGCCUUCAGUGUUGAACAGUGACAGAGUAUCAAAAGAUGAAGAGUGUAUUGAGUCUGAUGAAUCGUUGGUUAUCGGGCAGGCCAUAUCGGAAGCUCUUCACUCAAUGACACUAAACAGUGAUCUCAUGGACGUUAAUAACAGUUGUGAGAUCGAUCACAGGGCAAAGGAUGGAAGCACAGCAUUAAAGCAGAUGUUAAAAAUCAAUUCAGAAGAAUCGGCUCAACCAGAGGGCAACAGGAAGCAAAAGGCAGCUGUGAAUUAUGGGAAACAACUAUCGGUUCAAGAGCUUUUUGAUGGUGCCAAAUUAUGCAGCUCACAAUUAGAGAAGACUGUUCAGGAAACAUCAACAAAACAACAGCAGCAGCAACAACAAAACCAGACAUCUAAAUCUCCAGCACAACAGCAACAACAACAGCAGCAGCAGCAGCAGCAGCAACAACAACAGCAGCAGCAGCAAAGAGCUCCACAGAAACACAACAAACAGCAGGAGAACUGGAAUCAGCAACACCAACAGAGAUGGCAACAACCGCUACCGCAGCAGCAAAGAAACCCCGUGAUGGAGCUGGCAGACCGAUGUAAAGCACUACAGCUGCAGGCUCCCCGCUAUGACUACACCGGACCACACGGAAAUGUCCGAUCUCGUGUGAUACUUGGAAAUGGGGUUCGUUUUGAAGGCUCACAGUGCGCCACAAAAGAGGAAGCUGCAGAGAGUGUGGCAAGUGUUGCCCUGCUCAAUCUGUUUGCCUUACAAUGGACAGCAAGGCUUCGGCCUGAUUUCAACCACUACCAGCAGUUCAUGAACUUUCAACAGCCGGAUCUGAUGUUCUCUCCCCAAUCUGCUUUCAGUCCUGUUGGACGACCAGUAUUCAGUCCGCGAAUGGGAGCGUACAGUCAGCUCAGGCAGUUACACCAUCGACAGCCUGCCCCCGGUUACUUCUCUCCUCGUGUGGCGGGUUACCAGCAGAGGGGAGGUCUUAGAGGACUGCCGUUGGGUCCUCAUCAGAAUAUACCAGUCCCAAACCUGCAGCAGCCAGCUCACUUCGGUGCAGACGUAGCCAAUCACAAUGCAGGUUUAGCCAUUCGAAAUGCAGACAUGGCCAGUCAGAAUGCAGAGGAUGUAAAAAGACAUAAAUCAGUCACGGACCCAGCUUUUAUACCAUUACAGGUUGCCAGAAAGCAGAAGACCCCUCAGAAGAGAAAAGACGUUGUACACCCGGCCCCUGGUGCGGCCGUGAACAUUGAUUCUGUGUCUAAGACUAAUUUGUCAGAGGCUGGAGCCUCGGGCAGCUCGUACCAAGCCCUGAAAGUCGAACACUCAAAACCAAGAGUUGAACCAUCACCGGGCAGCAAGCAAAAAUCUGCGUCGAGAAAAAGACGACCGCGGAUUGCGGCAAAUUUAAACUUCCAGUAACAAGUUGGCCGCUGUGAUGAGAUCAGUGGCAACAAGUUGGCCACUGUGAUGAAAUCAGUGACGACAAGUUGGCCGCUGUGAUGAGAUCAGUGACGACAAUUUGGCCACUGUGAUGAAAUCAGUGACGACAAGUUGGCCGCUGUGAUGAAAUCAGUGACGACAAGUUGGCCGCUGUGAUGAGAUCAGUGACGACAAGUUGUCCGCUGUGAUGAGAUCAGUGACGACAAGUUGUCCGCUGUGAUGAGAUCAGUGGCGACAAGUUGUCCGUCACUGAUCUGUGAUGAGAUCAGUGACGACAAGUUGUCCGCUGUGAUGAGAUCAGUGACGACAAGUUGGCCGCUGUGAUGAGAUGACAAGUUGGCCGCUGUGAUGAGAUGACAAGUUGGCCGCUGUGAUGAGAUCAGUGACGACAAGUUGGCCGCUGUGUUGAGAUUAGUGACGACAAGUUGGCCGCUGUGAUGAGAUCAGUGACGACAAGUUGGCCGCUGUGAUGAGAUCAGUGACGACAAGUUGGCCGCUGUGAUGAGAUGACAAGUUGUCCACUGUGAUGAGAUCAGUGACGACAAGUUGUCCGCUGUGAUGAGAUCAGUGACGACAAGUUGGCCGCUGUGAUGAGAUCAGUGACGACAAGUUGGCCGCUGUGAUGAGAUCAGUGAAGACAAGUUGGCCGCUGUGAUGAGAUCAGUGACGACAAGUUGGCCGCUGUGAUGAGAUCAGUGACGACAAGUUGGCCACUGUGAUGAGAUCAGUGACGACAAGUUGGCCUCUGUGAUGAGAAUAUUCUGUUUUAAUACCCUGAAUUUUUUUUUUUUUUUUUAGUCAUGGAUCCUGAUAAUAUUGGUAUGUUUAGAACAUUAGUAUUACUUUUACAACAGUGACAGCAUCAGCUUUUGCGUUAAAAUGUUUGAACUUUUAAAAGUUUUUUUUUUUUUUUUUUUUUGCAUUUAGAUCAGUUUGUAACAAACCAUAAUUCCUUGGUCAUUUAUAAUUACAAACUUUGCGCUGUUAUACAAUAUACUGUAGUCUGAUUGGACGAAUAUUAUCCUCCGAUAAUGACGUUGUUACAUGAGAUAGGACAUUAUUAUGUAUCACAGGUCAUGGAAAGGAUGAGAGAAACUGAUUUAUGUAUUCUUUUAACUAAAUAAGGGGUCCUGUUUGUAAUUAUGAAAAUUGUUGUUAUUUUUUUUUAUUGCAAUACAUCAGUAUAUUCACCAAAAAUUACAAACAAAUCUUAUACAGUUCCAUUAAAAGUUUGUUUUGUUUAACAACAUCACUAGAGCACAUUGAUUUAUUAAUCAUCCAAACAUUUGGCAUCCAAUAGUGGAUGAUUAAUAAAGCAAUGUGCUCUAGUGGUGUCGUUAAACAAAAAAAACUUUUAACUUCUUGAACUUUCUGUUUGUCAGGGAUUUCAAGUCAUAGCAAUAGCACAAAUCUCAGGUUUUCCUCUUUGAGUUGUUAUAAAAUUUCAGUUAUUUCAAGGGGUGAUGUUUGUAAUAUUUUUUUGUUCUGGAAAUAUUACCAUGAUUAUGCUGCCGAGCCUGAGAGCAGGGAUUUAUCCAGGAUAUUUUGCCAGGGACCCAAGUCUAAUGGGAUUGGGAAUAUUAGGCUAUUAGUGUGGGUAAAUCAUACUUGAGAAAAAAAAAUUCAGGCCCCUGAAUAAUGCAGUAUACCACUGUUGAAAUAAUUUAUUACAACAUACUGUAAAUCGUAAAAUAUUAGCGAUCUUAAAAUUCAAAUACAUGUAGGUGACAUAUUAGCAACAUAAAACUUUAGCGAGGUUGUCAUAUCAGAAACUAAAAAAACUAAUAAUCUAAGUUGUAGGAUCAGCUGAAAUAAUGUUUUUGACAAAUUUUGACGUUAUGCAGCUUACAGACAUAUUAAAUUUAGUAGAAAAUUGCAGUAAUGUGCAUGGUAACUAACUAUUGUUGUUUGCUACCCUUUUGGUUUAAUCAAUAGUAUGCAACCAUUGUUGCGAGUUCAGUUAAUCAGAGACGAGACAAUCGCACAAACGUUUGUUGGAACAGCCUGUUGUAUGUCUCUUUAAAUUUAGCUUCAUGAAAUGUUAUCGUCUCAUAUGGCUUCGCUAAAUUCGCUAACAUUUUACGCUCGCUAACAUUUCCUGAUUUACAGUAUAUAUAUAUAUAUGAAAUUUUUAGUACAGAAAUUUUGAAUUUUCAGUGCUACUUGCUUUUUGGGAAGGGGCCUAUUUUUUGACCUACAGAUCGCCUGAAUAAAUCCCUGGAGAUACUAUGAAAUAUCAGUUAAGAGAUAUAUGUGUAUGUGUGUGUAUAUAUAUAUAUAUAUAUAUAUAUAUAUAUAUAUAUAUAUAUAUAUACACACAGUGAAACCCCUCUAAACCGGACACUCAUGGGGCCAAGUAAAAAGUCCAGUUUUAUGUGGAUUCCAGUUUAGAGAGAUUCUGUUCCAAUAUUUAAAAAGGGUCAGUGAAAAAUAUCUGUCCCAAGUUCAGCCAGCAAACGUUUAGCUAACAUUCGCAAACUAUAUAGCUUACAGACGGGGCUACUGUCCCAAGUUCAGCCAGCAAACGUUUCGCUAACAUUCGCAAACUAUAUAGCUUACAGACUGGGCUACUGUCCCAAGUUCAGCCAGAAAACGUUUCGCAAACUAUAUACCGGUAGCUUACAGACUGGGCUACUGUCCCAAGUUCAGACAGAAAACGUUUCGCUAACAUUCGCAAACUAUAUACCGGUAGCUUACAGACUGGGCUACUGUCACAAGUUCAGACAGAAAACGUUUCGCUAACAUUCGCAAACUAUUUGAUUGGUUCUCAGAGUGGUAAUUCGGUUUACUGUGUAGCAUUAAAAUGAGUCUAUUGAACGUUGGCGACAGCCGGUUGACUGACAAGCGGUUGACUGACCUUAUGCCUGGUUUAGUUGGGUUUCACUGUAAAAGAAACAAUAUAAAACUUGAACCUAUUAAAAAAAAAAAAAAAAAUUAAUAUCCAAAUGUUCUUAAACAUAUUCUUCAUGAGAUUCUCAACUUUUCAGGGGUUUUUUUUGGUUUUUGUGUUUUGUUUUUUUUAUUAAUUUUUGUUUUUAAUUUGUAAAUAAAUAUUGUUUAAAUCAACAAAAAAAGGUCUUAGAAAGAUUACUGUUGUCAUUUUAACAGUGCUUUUUGUUUUAGGGAUUUUUUAAAAAUGUACAAGUGUGAUUGAAGGAUUGAGCUUUUUCGGCUCAAAUAAAAUAAAGAUAUAAAUUUGA